GCAAAAUCAUCUUCGACAUCCGCGAUACUAACCACCCACUCCCCAGCACACCUGUCGUCAAUACCGCAAUCAUGGGUAAAGGAAAGCCAAGAGGUCUCAACGCCGCCCGCAAGCUCCGCAACCAUCGCCGCGAGGGACGAUGGGCCGAUCUCCACUACAAGAAGCGUCUCCUCGGAACCGCAUACAAGUCCUCCCCCUUCGGUGGAUCUUCCCACGCCAAGGGCAUAGUCCUCGAGAAGGUCGGUGUUGAGGCCAAGCAGCCCAACUCCGCUAUCCGAAAGUGUGUCCGUGUCCAGUUGAUCAAGAACGGAAAGAAGGUCACCGCUUUCGUCCCCAAUGACGGUUGCUUGAACUUCGUGGACGAGAACGACGAAGUCCUUCUCGCUGGUUUCGGUCGUAAGGGCAAGGCCAAGGGUGAUAUUCCCGGUGUCCGUUUCAAGGUCGUCAAGGUUUCCGGUGUCGGUCUUUCCGCACUGUGGAAGGAGAAGAAGGAGAAGCCCAGAUCAUAGAGUACUCAUAACGCAAAGGAGUCUAGGGAAGGAAAUGAACGUGGACCAGAAACCUACCAUGAACGAAUGAUGGAAUCCGCGGAUCAAUGGGAAGGGUUACCGGAGUCUUUAUAUUGGGAAUCUGUGCUUCUACUCGGCAUAUGAAAAGUCAUGAUAUGCUGGAGGGUUAGAUAGAGUAUCUGACUCGUUCAAGCGCCCAA
Pyrenophora tritici-repentis Pt-1C-BFP is the source of this 709-nucleotide messenger RNA. Its product is annotated as 40S ribosomal protein uS12. The record is from RefSeq and is a predicted model, not a curated record. NCBI's taxonomy places the organism in Eukaryota, Fungi, Ascomycota, Dothideomycetes, Pleosporales, Pleosporaceae. Gene Ontology annotation, molecular function: structural constituent of ribosome. Gene Ontology annotation, cellular component: ribosome; cytosolic small ribosomal subunit. Gene Ontology annotation, biological process: translation.